Messenger RNA from Varroa destructor (honeybee mite), 7150 nucleotides. RefSeq lists its product as uncharacterized. The record is from RefSeq and is a predicted model, not a curated record. NCBI's taxonomy places the organism in Eukaryota, Metazoa, Arthropoda, Arachnida, Mesostigmata, Varroidae. Gene Ontology annotation, molecular function: protein binding.
GGCACCGUUGUUCGGUUGAUGACUUCUGCUCGAAACGUCGUAGGGUGCGGCGCAGAGCUCAGCGCAUGAUCGUCGCCGAUAAAGAAGCUGACAUACGAGAGGACCUACGUACAGAUGCAUGCUUUACUUGUAUUGACAAACAAGUGAUUUGGUCAACAGCAGACACAGUCACUACUGUAACAGCAGCUACGAGCAAUUCACUAGAGCCUGCAAUAACUAGGGCAAGGCUUCGGGUCCAUCUUCCCCCCUGCCAAUUCCAUGUUUCUAUUGUCCGGCCCUCAUAGAUGAACUGAGAUCUUUAUCGAAGAAAACGAUUGCUCGUAACGUUUUUCUUUCAUUUUCAGCCCGCUCGAGCUGUUGUUGUUGUUGUUUCGAUUGUCGCUGUUGCCGUUUGUUGUAGUCCUGGUAUUGGCGAUAUACGUAUGUACUAGAACGAUGCAUGAUGGCAACGGUGGUAACAGAAGCGAUGCGGCUGCCGAUCGCAUCGCUGCUAUACUUUCCUUACGAUAGAUGCAUGCGGUGACAGAACAGCUGCCGGCGUUGCUACUAUUUGACCCACAACAACGUGGGACGCGAAUUCGUGUAUAAACUGCACCUGUAAGAAAUGACCCGUUUCUAAACCCGACUAAGGCACCUUAGCAGUUUGCAUGUGCUAACAUUUACAUAUCCAACAUAAAAUAGCAAUUAUUUAAGUUAGAACUAUUCAGUUUAAGAAUACAGAUUUCAUAGACAGAUAAUCACUGCUAUAGUAUAAUGCUAAAGUAGCGACUAUCUAUAGCAUUAUGGGUUACACGUAUGUUUCGUGAAGGAACCUAGUUCAAAAUAGCGUUUUCCUGUUUCCACCAUCUAAAGAAUUAACUUACCAACCGUUGUUUUGCUAACAAACAUCCAUCGGACAGUGUUUUGACUCACUUUUAUAUUCAACGUUGAUACACAAACGGUGUAGGGCUUUUUUUUACUGGAGUAACUCGCUUCAAGUGAGCCACUGCUGGCCUGGGCUUCGGAAUCAGCUUUAGAGCUGAAUUCAUCUCUAUUUUUGGGCUCUGUCGUCAUGCAGAUUACAUCCUGUAACAGCCGUGUAAUGGUGGCGUUGGCUGAACAAUGUUGCUAGUAAUGCAUGCUAUAUGUGACACCCGCGCAUUUCCCUUCGGGGGUCGAGUUUUUGGUGAAGAGCGUCCCAUCUAUUCUAUGUAGCUAACAAGCGGCAUUAAAACUGAAACAUAGACGCGCUGUUAAGUGUAUGGGGGUAUUGCCGCUGCUGCUGGACGAAACAAGAUUUUCUUAAUAGAAAUUUGGCACAAAUCUCAAGGUGUUACGCUUCUCGUAGGCAGGUACUGAUACAUACGUAACCAAAAAAACUCGUGUUAACGUAGUGUUCCGGCAGCGGUCUGUCCCAUGUCAAUGUAUCUGUACAUAACUGUGCAGCAGUUGUAAUAGACACUGCUUUACGGUUUUUUAAUGGCUAUUUUUUAGUACCGGGAUUUGCGUCUACUAUAUAGUUAAUGAGCUUGUUUUAGUUCAAAAGCACCGGCUUAAUCUGUCAUUUUAUGAGAGGCUCUGCUCACUCGAAAGCGUUUACUGCAAACUUGACUACAUGUCGUAUAUACAAAUGUUCACAAUGUGAAGAUUUCGAAAUUCUACUACUAUUGUACGGCAGCCCCACUGCACGCUUGGAAAAGUGGACAGGAUUAUCGUGCUUAAUAAAUGCGUUGAUUUUUUUUAGCUGAUAUCCCACCACUUCGCCCAGCGUAAAAGAUCGCCUUGUAAAUCAUGCUAUCUUAUAAAUAGCCGUAUAAAUAGCCCCCGGCUAACGUAUGGUUAGCUUAGGCAAAACAGGGCGCCGACUGUUUAGAGGCGAUUCCUAGAAGACGGAUAGUUGGCGGUGCACCUGGCCUUUUCCGGUAGACACUGAUAUGCAGUUACCUUGCGUCGUAAGCAAAUUUCUGUCGUUAUGAGCAAUGCCCCCUUGUGGUGACGAUCGGGACUGUGUAGACAAACAGAUGACAGUCAGAAAGCAUCCGAUAUCAGGUGUACCUUUCUGCCGUAUCGCUGAGCAAUACCGAAUUUUCUGUAAGAAACCAGUGAAAAAAUUCGUCCGAAGAAUCAGAGACUUUGCUUCGUUGCGUGCGUGCAAUAUUUUGGAAAAUAAUCAACUAGCUUUUCGCAUAGCCGAAGAACAGUUAGGCAUUCCAGCUUUACUUGACGCCGAAGAUAUGGAAAAGUAUCCCGUCCCGGAUAGGCUGUCCAUUGCUACUUAUGUGUCGCAAUUCUACCAGUAUUUUGAGGGAGGCAUGUCUCGUAUGAAAUCUACUUCCGGUCCCGCCCCAACUAAUUACGCCGUGGUCUCUCCGCCAAGAUCAGCAUCAUCAAAUAACAAUUUCUCUAUGGGGCCACCCACUAAGGAUCCGGUCCUUGUGCAGGCCAAUCCAUGCACUGCCUGUCAUAAGAAAGUUUUCCUUCUUGAGCGGUUAAUCGUUGGGAGCAGACUCUAUCACCGAUCAUGCUUUAGAUGCUGCAGGUGUCAGGCGAUCCUGAGUCCGGGUGCUUAUGGAUUAGCGGAUGACGUCCUCGAUGAAGGCAAGAGUACGCUUGGAGAGCGAUACGAAUGUACCGUUUGCCCACACGAUGAAGGGCCAGAGUUUACAAAGCUUAUGCUCAAGAGUGAACUGGAUGUUACGCGUCGGAGGCUCGAGUCGUUCGAAUCUGGUUGUGCGUCGUCGUCGUCAUCGUCGUCGUCAUCGGAGGACGACGCUUCUUUGGAUUCCUCACAACGAGUAUCGUCAAUGAAAACUAGUCGUGAGCUCGUUAAGACGCCAACGGUACUUGCGGCACAUUCUUCCUCAGGAAGCGAGCCUGAACUCCGUCGAAUUAGCGACAACCAAUGCAAGGAACAUGUAGAGCGACGUCCACCGCUACCAAGGUCACCAAAGCCUACAGUCACCGAUCAGGUUCUGACAUCUUCGGAAGCGCUGCAAACCUCGGAAACCAAAGCUGCGUCUGUACCGGCCAGGCGUAGAGUUGGCGUUUACCAAGGUAAAAUUAAUGUUAAAAAACCGAGUAUUGCACCCAAGCCAAUCGCAUUAGUUACUGGAUUUCGGAAGGAUUCACAACAAAGCAAUCAAAGAAAUAGCGAUAUCCAUAGCAUUGAAAGGGAAAAAGAAAAUACCAAAUGUGAGUCGGAUGAAGCGAGCCAACGACAGCUAGGAAGCGGUACACCUAAAAAUUCCCGAACUCCGUCUCCGACCAAAUCGCUGAAGGAAGCACCAAUCUGUACCACACCGGACAUUGCCAAGUUCCGUGAAAAUCUUCGAAAGACACCGACCGAAGCUGAUCCACUUCCAGAAAGAAGGCUAAGCGUAGGGAGCAAACCAAGUGACAGAGUUUUCAGCGCUGUACCAGUUCCGGAAUCAUUAAACCAGACGGUGAAGGGCGUCCCACGUUCCAGUCUCGACGAACGUCUAAAGAAGCUCUCAAUUAAAAAUACAUCAAAAAAGUUUCCGGCGAAUCUUGGUGAUGGCUUUCAGAGAACCAGCAGUUUAAGAAUAUCACAGAAGUCGACAUUUGAUAAAACAUUGUCUACCAGUGAUGGCGUAUCUCGUCCAAGCGACAUGCGAUAUAAGGGUGUAUUUGACUCCCGGUUGGCCGGCGACGGUAGGUCGAAAUCGCUUUCAUCGUUGAUGCAAACCUCAUCAUCGCUAUCAGGAUGUUCGCAAUUAAUUUUACCAGACAAGCCGCGGCCUAGUCCUAGGAAGUUCGACAGCACAAUGUCGGCCUCAUCGUCGAAUUUCACCACUGACGACACUAAUUACAGAAGUCCAUACGCUGGCCGACGAUCCCCCAGUCCAUAUCUAUUCAUGAACGAGGCUCACCAUACUAGCAAUGAGAAUAGUCAAAAAACACGACAACAGACGAGCCUUCAAGUGCCUACUACCAGUCCUAUGCCAACACAUCACCAAACGACUUCAAUUGUUAAGGUGGAAUCCACUACACCACAAGCGCGUUCCUCUUCGCCGGAUGUUGUAACGGUUGAUCAGACUAAUUCAGCUCGAUGUUCAUCAAAUUUAACUGAAGUAGAAAAGAGUCCUGGACCUCCAAAACCAAAAAGAGGAGUUAUUCGCAAAACAUCCCAAGAUGAUAGUCAGAAAUCUCUGAUAACGUUAAGUACUUCGCAAACGCCUAUCGUUGGAGUCGAAUAUCCAGCAUCUUUGAAUCCGUUCGUUGACGAGGACCGUGAGGAAACGACCACACCCGAAUGUGCAAUAACUCCAUCUGCGUCGGAAAAAUCGAAAAGUGUUCCAGUAGUGCAAGUCAAUAAAGAGAAAUAUCCACAUGAUUUAAACCCCUUCGGAGAUGAUGAAGAUGACGUCGAGGAUCGGCCUCUGUCAGUCAGCGGCUCCGGGGACCAGCAACGGGGCCAGUAUAACAGCAUUGGCAGCCGUGAAAUUAGAACAAGUUUAACACCGGCUCAAUCAGUUGGUCGCACCUAUGAUGAGUCAUUAAAUCCAUUCGCCGAUGGAAGCGAUACGUCCUCUUUACGGCGGACACCUAAGAAGAAAGCACCUGCGCCACCAAAACCUUCACUCACCUCAAUAGAAUUGCGUUCAUCCCGAGGUGAUGCAAUGUCCUCUGGUGUGCCCAUUCCCACAAACGACACACCCUCCGCCAUGCUUAAAGGGGCCCGCCCUGAUGCUCAAACAAACGUGGCAGAGACUUCCUUAAGAAAAAGCUUAACUCCUUCGAUGGUUCUUUCGUCAACUCCUAAAGCGGCUCCUCCGAUGAUGACUGAAGCUCGGCGCAAAAAGAGACCUGCACCAUCGGUACCAGUGCCUAUGCGGCGGGAGUUGCAAGCCGUCAGCUUAAAAGCCAUUCAGGCGGAGAUGCGUGAAAUCGAAAAGAAACAGUUAGAGUUGGAGACGCGCGGAAAAGCUAUCGAACUCAAAUUGAGACAAUUGUCGGUUACACCUCCGAGACAGGAGACUCUGAAGCGGUCAACCCCAAUCCCAAGUGAAUCUGAGGGUACCAGCAGCAGUGGUCGAGCAUCAGAAGAUGGCCCGAGCGAACCAGAGAGGCUGGCGUCUAGUGAACGUGAAGAGGAACUGAUGAUACAGUUAUUUAACCUAGUUCAUGAGAAGAAUGCUCUUUACAGGCGCCAGGCUGAACUUAUGUAUAUCAAGCGGUACCAGCGUUUGGAAGAGGAGCAGAUCGAGCUCGAAUACCAAAUUCGACUGCUAUUAAAUAAGCCACCAAGCCAAAGGACAAACGAGGACGAUGAACGUGAGGCGUCUCUUAUUCACAAAUUGGUCGAAGUGGUUGAACUUCGAAAUGAAGUUGUUGAUGCACAAGAGAUGGAUCGAAGAAGGCUUGGAAGAGAGGAUGAAGAUGCCAGAAGCCAUAGAGCGCUUCUAAUGAACGACAGCGUUUCGCCCAAGUCCAAUCGAAUUACGUUUGUGCCCAAAAAGAAGACGCAAGAUAAAAGAGAAAAGAAACAGAAGGCCAUAAGGGAUUCAACAAACUCGACCAAAAAUGACAAAAGCACAAUUAAAAGGCUCUUUAAGGAGAAAUACAAAACGCUCAAGCACGGAGCAGCUUCACUGAAGAAAACGUAGUAAGUCGUGCCCUUCACGCUAAAAAAGUUUUCACCCGUAGCAGCACGCGUAAAUUGUCUUGUUUUGUUAUAAGCAGGUGGAUUCUUCAGGAUAGGUAGACAAAAUGCAGUGUGUGUUUUUUGUGAUGACUUACUUUCGAAACUACUACACUGCUGGUAGUUAGUUGGAAUCUGUUAGUGCGAAAGAGCAAAAUGGCCUGCUCUGAAAAAUUCAACAAUAGGCCCCCGAAAAUUUUCUUUCAGCAUCGACGUUCACUUUAGGCAUAAAGCCAACACUUGAUGGGUUCUAACAUCAGCUAUCUAACUAACGUACAUCAACUAUAUAAUAAGCAGCCUUAAUUAUAUGCGUGUUCUCUGUUAUAUGAACGCUUGUGGUGAGUUAGCAAACUGUUUUACAUCUAUUAGCUGAGCUAACUUGAAGUUCCGCUUUGGACCUGUUCGAUUCAUACAUAAUCAUAAUAAGGCUGCUUACUGGAUUGCAAGUGUUGAUACGUUUGUGGUCGUAGAAAAUAUGUGAAUCGUACGCAUUGGAGUCGAGGAUCUUUAGCGCGUUAGCCUUUCGUUAGAGAUCCUUUUUCGCAGUAGACCAACGGACAAUGUUCUUCAGUUUCCCUACACUACCAUGUUAUAGACCUCGAACGUAUCCUAAGCAUGUACUCGCACCACAAUCUAUAUGAACGCUCAUCUACACCUAUAUUGCAAUAUACACACGCAGGGUUCUAUGUUAAAAUGUUUUCAACGUAAUGGUCUCGUCCAUUUUCCAUAAUUUGGUUGUCGGCAAGCAUGCGCAACAAGCGUUUUCAAGGUCUUGCAUCUCACAUAGUUAGACUUUCUAAUAGAAUUAUCCGUAUCUUAUUUGAAACAACUAGCUAAUACGUGUACAAGUAAGUGCAAGAAGUAUUUUAAAGAGGUUGUCAAUAAAAAAAACACUGAUAAAGUCUUUCAAUUCUGUCUUUGUGUGUAGUUCACCCUUGCAGCCAGCUAGAUGCUCGCGGUAUUUUUUUAGAUUUGUCAUCUUCAAUUGGUUAAACUGAGUUUUACUGGUUGCCCGAAGGACGACGUUGCAAAGAAGAUUUGAACUAUACAAAAUAACUAAAUAUAUAUAUAUAUGUAUAUAUAUAUAUAUAUAUAUAUAUAUAUAUAUAUAUAUACAUUAUAACUGAGAUUUUAGUAAGGUUUGCCUCAGUAAAAAAAAUACGUUCGCUAAAUGGUUCAUCGAUGUUGUCAGCAUGCACAUAUAUAUAUAUAUAUAUAUAUAUAUAUGCACAUAAAAAGGAUGUACUUACAUGUCGCACAUAAUGCAAACUACCUAUGGGGCGAAACAAUCUGUACUAUAGGAUUGAUGCAGAUAUAAAACAAGCUUGGCGCGCAGAGUUUAAAGGCAGGCGUUGACCGUGCUGUGAGAUAUACUACGACUAAUAACGUGUAUAUUAACGGAUUUACAUUCACAGAUCAUUACGACAAUGAUUUUUAAACAUGUUUGUUAAUAAGAGGCCCGAGCUGGUGUUUAAACUGAAGUGUCACUUCAAUAUAGUUGUUAAUAAA